GACUGUGGGAUGAAUCAAUCACCACGACCAAAUACGAUUGUCGGAUAUUACCCAGCUUAUAAAUAUAAUUUAAAAUCAAAUGAUUUUAAUAUCAGUUCGUCAAUUACUCAUUUAAACUAUAUUGCAUUUAGCCCAAAUGAUCUUAUUAAUGUCACUAGACCAUAUACAGUUUUUCAGAAUCAGCUCGAUAAACUUAAUCAAUUGAGAAAUUAUCUUGUUGGAAAACCUAAUCUGAAAUUUCAAUUAAUCCUUUCAGUCUUGUUGCCUACUAAUGAAGACUUAGUAAAAAUCCCCCCGUUUUCUGAUCUUGCAUCUAUGCUGUAUAAUCCAAAUCAUAAUAUUACUGAUGAUUUAGUUAAAAUCGUUAACGACAAUUCAUUUGAUGGAAUUGACAUUGAUUAUCCUAAUAAGCUUCCAUGCUAUCAAAUGUCACAACCACAAAAUUUCGGGUCUGAGGAUUUAAAUCCUGUGUUCAUAUCUUUUCUAGCUGAUUUAUCAAGUAAAUUAAGACAAUCCAAUAGCAGUAAGAUUUUAACGGUCACAGCGGGCCAGUAUCCUAUAGAUAGUCUUAAUUCCAGCAAUUCUGAUAUCAUUAAUUUUGUGAAUAUUCAGGCAUUUUAUCUUAAUAUAGGUAAUAAAUCUGCGAGUGCAGGAAUAGACAAUAUUCAGAGAAUUUUUAAUGCUUGGAAUAGUCACGUCAGUAAAUCAAAACUCGUUUUGGGAAUCGAUUUUGGUGGUAUUGUAGAAGUUGUUAAUUCUAGUAACAUUAUAGCGGACACUAAUAAUCAAAACCUUCAGGUUGUAAAUGACCUAACUACUCAAAUCUCAUUCGCUGAUGAUAAGAUUCAAGAUUUAUGCGGACUUUCAGUAUAUGCAUCUUGGUCGUGGAAAAAUUUGAGUUCUCAAUUAUUAUCACCUUGUUAUACAAGCACCAAUAAACAUUCUCAAUGGAAUUAUGGCUUUGAUAAUAAAUCCCAACAGCCAUAUAUUUACCAACAACAACCGAACUCUCCUACACGAUUCUAUUAUGUUUCUUAUGAAGAUUUUCAAUCAAUAAAAUCCAAACUUGAUUAUGUGCAGGAAGUUAAUGCACUAGGAAUUGCAAUUUCUGAUAUCACCAAAGAUACAAACGAUGCAACAUUAAUGAACUUCAUAACAACAGAUGUUAUUAAUCCACCUAACUCAUCUUCGAAGCCAACGCCUACAUCCAUAUCAUCUACACCUCGGUCAUCUCCGUCCCAUAUAGGUGUAAUAGUGGGUGGUAUAAUAGGCGCUUUGAUUUUUGUUAGUGUGUUAACGGCAGCUGGCUUUAUAUUAUAUCGAAGAAAACACCGUGCAAGAAUGCCGGCUUUACUCCUAAACACAAAUAAUCAGACGUGUUCUGAUACAAAUAAUAAUGUUUACUCUGAUAUAAAUCAUCAG
This is a messenger RNA of Racocetra persica, 1422 nucleotides long. The record is from the annotation of a GenBank genome assembly. Lineage: Eukaryota; Fungi; Glomeromycota; Glomeromycetes; Diversisporales; Gigasporaceae.